AGGGGACCCCACACAAGAAAAAGCCUCCUGAGAACAAAGAAACUGGGGAGAGAAAGCAUAGAAAUAAUAACAAAAAAAAAGGGUAACAUAGCAGGCCAAGAUGACGAAUAUGAGACCGCCGAGUAAAAACAUACUGCUAAAAGUGGUCAUUCUAGGCGACGGCAAUGUCGGCAAAAGCUGUCUAAUGAAUCGUUUCGUCUCCAAUUACUUCGACGCCAACAGCUUUCAUACGAUCGGUGUGGAAUUUCUGAACAAAGAUAUACAGGUGGACCAGGAACGGUAUACGCUGCAGAUCUGGGACACAGCCGGCCAGGAACGGUUUCGUGCACUGCGGACACCGUUUUACCGUGGAACCGAUAUCUGCCUUCUAACGUACGCCAUCAACGAUCGGCUCAGCUUCCGCGCGUUAGCCAGCUGGCGGGAUGAGUUCCUACGAUACUACGACGUCAAUCCGGACCACUUUCCGUUUGUGGUCGUAGGUACGAAGAAUGAUUUACCACCGGCCCAACGGGAAGUUACGCCCGAAGAGGUAUCCCAAUGGUGUCAGGAACAUCACGUGACCGCCUACAUAGAAACGUCAGCCAAAUCGUCGGAAAACGUUGCGACCGCCUUUGCGCUGGCAGUACAGCAAUGGCGAAAGCUGGAACGAUCGACUGAACGUGAGCUGCGGGCCCAGGGCCACGAUACGAUCGAUCUAAUGAAGAGCGUUAAUUUGAACGCAAAUCGCAAUCGGUUCUGCUGUGCUGGAAUCGGUCGUCCAAACACGGCUACGAUGCAGGACGAUGAUGAUUACCCGAACUGA
Anopheles maculipalpis is the source of this 802-nucleotide messenger RNA. RefSeq names its product ras-related protein Rab-9B (gene Rab9). The coding region runs from base 101 to 802 and encodes 233 amino acids. The record is from RefSeq and is a predicted model, not a curated record. Gene Ontology annotation, biological process: retrograde transport, endosome to Golgi. The transcript has 3 exons. Lineage: Eukaryota; Metazoa; Arthropoda; Insecta; Diptera; Culicidae. Gene Ontology annotation, cellular component: phagocytic vesicle; late endosome; lysosome. Gene Ontology annotation, molecular function: GTPase activity; GTP binding.